Molecule: messenger RNA, 2072 nt
Organism: Erythranthe guttata (spotted monkey flower)
Lineage: Eukaryota; Viridiplantae; Streptophyta; Magnoliopsida; Lamiales; Phrymaceae
Gene: CRA1
Product: RmlC-like cupins superfamily protein
Molecular function (GO): nutrient reservoir activity
Source: RefSeq, a predicted model, not a curated record
GCAAUGAAACCACUCUUGAACCUAGUACUAAAUUGCAAACAAAUAUGGAUUUAUUAUUUCAAAAAAAAAUUGUUUCAAAACACAUAUCAAAUAUGUAAUUUAUUACUAUGUGCAAUUUAUAAUUGAAAUAUAUAAAAUUGAAAGGAAAUCAUAUAAAUCUGGAACAUUACAUUAUCAUGCAUCCAACUUCAAUUUCUGCCUACAUUCAAUCAUCUAUAAUAAUACCAACCAAACUCACCAGAAGAAUACCAUCUCCCAAAUACAGACGGCAACCAAAAAAAAAACAUAAGCCACCUGCCCCAACACAAAAUCAUAGGUGUAAGCAAACAAGGGCCACAGCAGCCAUGCAGAUUGCAAAAUGGCAAACUCCUCACACCUAUGUGUCACAUGCAAACCCCUCUCCUUCCCUCUAUAUAUACCAACGCUCUCGGCUCGCCACAUAUCACCAUCACAGCAAUACAUCUCCUAUUCUCCCCAUAAACACACACACACACACACUUUUCUGAGGUGCCUUUCUUCACCAUGGGCAAGCUCUUUCUUUCAGCUCUCAGCCUUCUUCUGCUAUUCGGCUCCACUUUCGCUGUCCGAAGCGGAACCGCCAGCUGGCAAAAGGGCGAGUGCCAGAUCGGAAACAUCAAUGCUCAAGAACCCUCCUACAGCAUCCGAGCUGAAGCUGGAGAGACUCAGUUCUGGGAUUUCAAGAACGACGAAUUCCAGUGCGCCGGUGUUUCGAUUCUCCGCCACAGAAUCCAGCAGAGAGGCCUUUUGCUCCCUGUCUAUCAUAACUCCCCUGUUCUUGUCUACGUUCUCAAAGGUAGAGGAAUAUUCGGGCUUAUGAUAUCGGGAUGCCCUGAAACUUAUGAAUCGUCUCAACAGUCACGAGAACAAUCUCAGGAGGACCGAAGCCGGAGUUUCAGAGACAGGCAUCAGAAGAUUGGAGAAUCUCGCCAGGGUGACAUUGUCGCCAUCCCUGCCGGAGCAGCUCACUGGGCUUACAACGACGGUCAAGAGGAGCUUGUUCUUCUUGUUUUACACGACGAUUCUAACAAUGCCAACCAACUCGAUCAAAAUCCAAGGUCGUUCUACCUCGCCGGAAACCCAGGGAGGGGACAGGAGCAACAGCCUUACAGAGAGCACGGAAGCAGGCAUGGCGAACAGCAGCAACAGUUCGGCAACAUUUUCAGGGGUUUCGAUGUGGAGACAUUGGCCGAGGUAUUCGGAGUUGACGAGGAGACUGCACGAAAGCUCCAAGGACACAACGACGAAAGGGGCCACUUGAUCUUAGUUCAGAGGGGGCUUCAGGUGAUCAGGCCACCGCUUAGAGGAGAGGAGUACGGCCGAAGAGAGGAGGAGGGAUACUACGGCGGCCGCGAUAAUGGAAUUGAGGAGACUAUUUGCAGCGCGAAGAUCAGAGAGAACCUAGACAAGGCCUCACGCGCCGAUAUCUACAACCCACGCGCCGGGCGAUUCUCCACCGUCAACAGCUACUCUCUCCCAAUUCUCAAGUUCCUCCAACUCAGCGCCGCAAGGGGAGUCCUUUACAGAAACGCGAUAAUGUCGCCGCACUGGUACGCGAACGCGCACAGCAUAAUCUACGUGACGCGCGGAGAUUCGAGGAUGCAGAUCGUGAACCACAAGGGGAGGGCGGUGUUCGACGGGCAGGUCCGGGAGGGGCAGGUGGUGGUGGUGCCGCAGAACUACGCGGUGGUGAAGCAGGCCGGAGAGCAGGGAUGCGAGUGGGUGGCGUUCAACACCAACGACAACGCCAUGAUCAACACCCUCAGCGGACGCACAUCCGCCAUCAGAGGACUGCCGGCUGACGUCAUCGCCAGUGCGUACCAGAUCUCGAGGGAGGAGGCGGAGAGGCUCAAAUUCUCCCGGCGAGAGACUUUCCUCUUCAGCGGAAGCGGAAGGUCCAGCAGAGGAAGGGUUGCUUCAGCUUGAAUGUAGAGUUUGAUGAAUGGAAUAAUGUAUGAGACUGCCGGUUAAUCGGCUCUGUAUGUAUCUCUGUAUACGGCUCCGGCGACUGUUUUCUCAGUUGACCUCAAUAAAACUUAAGCUUUUUGUACCUA